Molecule: messenger RNA, 2364 nt
Organism: Ustilago hordei
Lineage: Eukaryota; Fungi; Basidiomycota; Ustilaginomycetes; Ustilaginales; Ustilaginaceae
Product: putative FBP26 - fructose-2,6-bisphosphatase
Exons: 1
Coding region: 1-2364 (787 amino acids)
Biological process (GO): fructose 2,6-bisphosphate metabolic process; fructose metabolic process
Cellular component (GO): cytosol
Molecular function (GO): 6-phosphofructo-2-kinase activity; fructose-2,6-bisphosphate 2-phosphatase activity; ATP binding
Source: RefSeq, a predicted model, not a curated record
AUGUCGCAACAACCUGUCAACAUCCCUGGCGUCGCCGUAGCGGACGCUGCCAACACAGCCGGUCAAAGCGCCAUCGACAUCGACAGCGGCGGAUCCUCACCCGUCAUGCCCCACAACUACAUUCACCACCGCCACCUCAGCGGUGGUCCCGGUGUCGGACCAGGUACCGCUUCUCCAGGUAGAUACAGCGCUACACAAGCUCAACAGCUCGCGCAAAGAAUGACACAACAAGAGCAAGCUCAAAAGGAUGCUGCUGCUGCUGCUGCUGCUGCUGCUUCUGGUCAGCAGUCUGCUCGCGAUCUUUCACGCUCUGCAUCCGUCAAAUCAGGCACCCGAAAGCUUUCCGGAAGCACUCCUGGCUUCUCGUCAGCAUCGCCGAGACCCUUUUCUCAGUCUGGCCACGGUCAUUCUAGACCCGCUCCCUUCCCGCAAGCAUCGCAGAGGGAGGCUUUCGAUGCAGCUGUUGCUGGUUCUAAUCUCGCUUCCUCUUCGGAUGGUCUUCAAGCGUUGCUGCGUGACCAUCCCGAGUUGGUCUCGAGCAGCUUGGCCGCUGCCGCUGGUCCCAAUUUGGCGAUGACGGGUACCUUCAGCACUCGAUCUGGCAGUCACGCUGGUAGCAAGUCCAACAGUGUUCCUGGUACCCCGUACGAAGGUGUCGACAAUGUCAAUAAUGCAGGCCCUGUCUUGCCUAUUGGCGGAUCUCUCUCCAACUCUUUCCACCAAUCACAAACCCAAGCGCAACAACAUCAGCAGCAGAACCCGCACCCACACCAUAACCUCGGUCUUACCUCUCCGACAAGCCACAGUCAUUACGACGACGGCCGCGGCCGCAUCCUCAAGGAUGCACCCCAAGUUGGCGAAGGAGGACCUUCCUCCAGCGGUCAGAGCGGACUCGGCACUGCGCUUGGUCUCGGUCACGGCAUCCGAACAGGUGUUUCUACUCCUAACCUCGGUGCUGCUGGUGCGAGACCAGAUUAUUCGGGCGCCAAGAUCGUCGUCUGCACCGUCGGUCUUCCCGCACGAGGCAAAAGUUACGUCGCCAAUCGAGUGCUCAAGUAUCUCCGCUGGCUCGAGUACGAUGUCAAAGUUUUCAACGUCGGUCAGCUUCGUCGUGCUCUUGCACGUGUCAAAUACAACACCUCUGGUGUCAAAGAAGACCACACAGCUUCUUUCUUCGACCCUUCUAAUCCUUCGGCCUACAAGCUUCGAUCGCAGAUGGCAGAAGAGUGUCUCGAACAGCUCAUUGGCUGGCUUAAGCGUGGUGGUAACGUCGGUAUUCACGAUGCGACCAACUCUACCAGUGCUCGUCGAAAGGAAAUUGCGGAUCGCAUCGCAAAGGAACCCGAUCUCAAGCUUGUUUUCCUCGAAUCGAUCUGCACUGACCCCAAGGUGAUUGAUGCCAACAUCGCAGUCAAAGUCAGUAGCGGUGAUCCCGAUUAUGCCGGUAUGACGCCUGAAGCGGCUAAAGCCGACUUCUUGGCCCGUAUCAAACACUAUGAAGACACCUACGAACCAGUAAACCACGACGGAUCCGAAUCGCACUACAGCUACGUCAAAGUCACUGACGUUGGUAAAUCCGUUACUAUCAACCGUAUCCAAGGUUAUCUCGAAUCUCGUAUCGCUUUCUACCUCAUGAAUCUCCACUUAACACCACGAAACAUCUUCUUCUCACGUCACGGAGAGUCGCAGUACAACGUCGAGGGCAAAAUCGGUGGAGAUUCCGAUCUCUCCCCUCGUGGUUGGAUGUAUGCUAAAGCUCUCCCACAGCUCAUCAAGGACAAUAUUGGCGACGCACCUCUUACCGUUUGGCACAGUACUCUCAAACGAACUGGUCAAACCGCCUCGGAACUCCCUUACCCCAAACUAGCUUGGAAGUCACUGGACGAACUAGACGCAGGAGUAUGCGACGCAAUGACCUACGAAGAGAUCGAGAAAUACUACCCUGAAGAUUACGCAAACAGAGACGAUGAUAAGUUCAACUACCGUUAUCGUGGAGGAGAGUCUUAUCGAGAUGUUGUUGUUCGAUUGGAACCGAUUAUUAUGGAGCUGGAAAGACAGGAGAAUAUCUUGAUUAUUGGUCAUCAGGCUAUUAUUCGUUGUCUAUAUGCUUAUUUCCAUGCGUUGUCGCAGGAGGAUUUGCCGUAUAUUAAGAUUCCGUUGCACACGGUGAUUCAGUUGACACCGAAAGCGUACGGAUGUGACGAGAAGAGGUUCCAGUUGCCGAUUGAAGCCGUGGAUACUCAUAGAUCGAAACCAUUGAGGUCGGAGUUGAGCGAUGAUCAUCCGCCUACCCCGCCACUGGAUCCGUUAGAAGAGGCGGCUACUAGUACCCCUCCUAGUCAGCUUAAGCCUGGGCAGGUCUAG